This is a messenger RNA of Labrus mixtus (cuckoo wrasse), 2342 nucleotides long. Its product is annotated as fibroblast growth factor 14-like. The coding region runs from base 742 to 1980 and encodes 412 amino acids. Gene Ontology annotation, molecular function: growth factor activity; fibroblast growth factor receptor binding. Gene Ontology annotation, biological process: animal organ morphogenesis; cell differentiation; positive regulation of cell population proliferation. Lineage: Eukaryota; Metazoa; Chordata; Actinopteri; Labriformes; Labridae. The transcript has 5 exons. Gene Ontology annotation, cellular component: cytoplasm. The record is from RefSeq and is a predicted model, not a curated record.
CUCGCGCCCCACCGGCCGUCGGUCGUCUCGAGCGCUGCUGAAGAAGCUGCUGAAGCACGAGAGGAGCGCGAGAGGAGCACGAGCCAGUCCUCUUCUUCUUCUUCUUGUUCUUCUUCUUCUUCUUCUUCUUCUCUGUAGUUCCGGACUAUUUGAGACAGCAGAGUGUUGAAGUCCAGUUUCUCCUCUUCAUCAGCAAGGUGAGGAAGAGGAGGAGGAGGAUCAGACAGACAGCGGUAUCUUGGCGCAUUGGAGCUUAUGGAUUAUUGAGAAGUGGAGGCCGACACGCGGGUUAAAUAUUAAUAAAGACUUUUUAAAAGAGAAACACACAGAGUGGGCGCGAGCUCAGAUUCCCUGCAGUGAUUCACCUGCCCGCUCCACGCGCUCCCACUGACCACAGACCACCUCACAGCACAGAACAGAGAGCCGGCGCUUCUGCUGCUCCUGUAGGAUCCUGCACCCAGCCUGUGUGUGCAGUGUGUGUGUGUGUGUGUGUGAGUGUGUGUGUGUGUGUGUGUGUGUGUGUGUGUGUGUGAGUGAGUGUGUGUGUGUGUGUGUGUGUGUGUGUGUGUGUGUGUGUGUGUUUGGAAAGGAGCCCCCCUGCUGCAGCACUUGUCUGUUGUAAGGAAACAGGGAUGCCACCGACUUUCUGACGGACUCCCGGUAUAUCUGCGCCCCCUCCCCUCCUCCUCCUCCCCCCCUCCCGGACGGACGGACGCACCGACCCCUGCCAUCCUCACUAAUAUGCAAUGGUUUUUUGUGCAGAAGCCGACAGCUGCCGCGUACCGCCGACUUCACGCUAGCGCCGCCGCAUGCCUGUCCGCCGCUGCCGCUCCUCUCUCCGCGCCGCGCGGCAGACGACGCAGUUUGAAGAGGGGGCUUUUCACGCCGCGGUGGCCGGGCGGCAGCAGCAGCAGCGACCCUUCCUCCGCCGCUGAGGAGCACCGGCCGCUGGGGCAGCCGGAGGCGGAGACCGCGGAGAAAAGCGCUGCAGCGGUUGCUCUUUUCCUGCCGCACGAGGACGACACCGACGCGGAAUACUUGCGGUUGCUGCUCUCUGGGCUCGUCGGGGAACCGGGCGAGAAACCGGGCGACGAGCCGGGCUACCUGCUCUUAUUCUUGUCUAUGGUGCAGAUUGGGGGGCCGAAGCACCGCCGAACUGAGUCCAACACCUGGCCGGCUCUGCUGGCAUGCAAACAGGGGGGCGGAUUAGCCCCCUUGCAAUGGGUGAAUUUUAGGCUGCCGCAUCCGGAGCGCCUCUCGUCCCCCACCUCCUCUUCCUCCUCCACCUCCUCCUCUUCCUCCCCUGUCUCGGCCAAAUCCAUGCGGUUUAUUUGGAACAACAUUUUCAGCAAAGGAUCGCAUAUGCUGCAGUGUCUUUGUGGCAGGAGCCUCAAGAAAAACAAGAACCCAACUGAACCACAGCUGAAGGGCAUAGUAACCAGGUUGUUCUGCAGGCAGGGCUUCUAUCUCCAGAUGGGCCAGGAUGGAAGUCUGGACGGGACCAAAGACGACAGCACCAACUCAUCUCUGUUUAACUUAAUUCCUGUGGGUCUGAGAGUCGUGGCCAUCCAAUCAGUCAAGACCGGCCUCUACAUCGCCAUGAACGGGGAGGGUCACCUCUACUCAUCGGAACUGUUUACAGCAGAAUGUAAGUUUAAGGAGUCGGUGUUCGAGAACUACUACGUGAUCUACAGCUCUAUGCUCUACAGACAGAAGGAGUCGGGCCGGGCCUGGUUUCUGGGCCUCAACAAGGAGGGACAGGCCAUGAAGGGGAACAGGGUGAAAAAGACCAAACCAGCUGCACACUUUCUGCCUAAACCUAUAGAAGUCGCGAUGUAUCGAGAGCCUUCGUUGCACGACGUAGGGGAGGCGGUGCCUAAAAUCGCUGCUGUGGGCCCGCCUUCCAAAAGCACAACCAGCGAACCAGUGGUCAUGAACGGCGGGAAACCAGUCAGCAAACCUGACAAGGAGGAAACAUAACCCCGCCCCCUCUUUCGGCCCCCCACUGCUGCACAAUCAUAAACUGCAACAAAAGGUAACAAAAGAAGUUCUGACUGGUCAGCAGUGGGGCAAGUCCCGCCUCUCGUCUCUCCCUAUUGGAUGGAUCCAGCAUCACUGGGGGGUAGGGCCGGAGGGACAGAUUGUGCGGCUUGAGGCGGGGGAAGAGGAGGACGAAGACUCAGGCCAAUGCUAGCCAGAUAUUCUGACACGGGACUAUGGCGUGUGGACUUCUUCAAAAUAGAAACGAAAGAAACAGAAAAUGGAACAAAAUGUCGUCUUCGCCCGUUUUUUUCUGUGACAAUCUGUAAGAAUGAGGGCCCCCCGUUUUUUUCCUUUCCCGA